Molecule: messenger RNA, 1778 nt
Organism: Linepithema humile (Argentine ant)
Lineage: Eukaryota; Metazoa; Arthropoda; Insecta; Hymenoptera; Formicidae
Product: gamma-aminobutyric acid receptor alpha-like
Biological process (GO): chemical synaptic transmission; chloride transmembrane transport; signal transduction
Cellular component (GO): plasma membrane; neuron projection; synapse
Molecular function (GO): neurotransmitter receptor activity; extracellular ligand-gated monoatomic ion channel activity; chloride channel activity
Source: RefSeq, a predicted model, not a curated record
AAACAGCAAAGCGGUGACAAGAAACAGAAAGGAGCAACAUAUUCGUAGCGGCGUUGAAGCGGCAACGUAUCGACUCGAUUUUGCAUCCUGCGACGGUAGGAGCGGCACGCACAUAUCUUCAUCCUCGUGCCGCUUACUAUAUGCAAAUAUCAUUAUGCAUUCGAAAUCAGAGCGACAUCCGGUUUCGCGUUGUCAUCAGGAUCAUUGGUGUCGACGAUAGGCAAUAGAACGCCCAGGGCUAUUAUGAACGACAUUGUCUCAAAGAACAUUACUAUGGUUCUCGAAAAUUUGUUGAUGAACUACGAAAACAGCCAGCUGCCCACGCACGGUAAAGGCGUGCCUACAGUGGUAAAAACCAAUAUUCUAAUUAGAAGUAUGGGUCCAGUGUCUGAGCUCGAUAUGGAUUAUUCGAUGGACUGCUAUUUUCGACAAUCAUGGCGCGAUUCGCGUUUAAGUUUCUUGGGCCCAAUCAAGUCCCUCAGCCUCAGCAUCAAAAUGGUUGAAAGAAUUUGGCGUCCCGAUACCUAUUUCUACAAUGGCAAACACAGUUAUGUACAUACGAUCACCGUGCCGAACAAAUUGCUAAGGAUCUCGCAGGAUGGCGAUAUAUUGUACUCUAUGAGGCUCACUAUCAAGGCCAAGUGUCCUAUGGAACUGAGAAAUUUUCCUAUGGAUCGGCAAUUUUGCCCGUUGAUAAUGGGAAGCUAUGGAUAUACAUCGAGACAAUUGAUUUACGAGUGGCAGGAAGGUUCAUCAGUGAAUUUCAUUCCUGGAAUGACGCUUUCGCAAUUCGAUUUAAUGGGUUCGCCGUAUAGAAAUCUCACGUUUGUGCGUCGCGAAGGCGAGUUUUCGGUAUUGCAAGUAUCUUUCAAUUUGCAACGGCAUACCGGAUAUUUUCUCAUACAGGUUUAUGUGCCGUGCGUUUUAAUAGUUGUACUGAGUUGGGUAUCCUUCUGGAUUCAUCGCGAGGCAACAAGCGAUCGAGUGGGUUUAGGUAUUACUACCGUCUUAACAUUAUCAACGAUAAGCCUCGAUUCCAGAACGGAUUUACCGAAAGUUAGAUACGCCACUGCUUUGGAUUGGUUUCUCUUGAUGAGUUUCGGUUACUGCAUCGCCACCCUCUUAGAGUUUGCUGGUGUUCACUACUUUACGAAGGUCGGUAGCGGUGAGAUUAUGUUGGACGAUGAAGAAAUUGAAGAAUGGCAGGAUGUCGCGAGUGAAGAAUUUGAGGAUACAUUUCGCAUGAUGUCUUGUAGUCCAGUUCAUCCGGAAACCGUUGACACAAGCACCAGAAGACGUGGUUCUCUCAUAUCCGCGCUAUACUGUGAUGGGAUCACAUACGAAAGAGAUUCCUGUCGUUCUAUAAUGGUCGCCGUUUCAUCGAAGCCGUCGACGAUGGAAAGACAAACACAAACGGAGCUUAUUUUACCGAUAUGGCGCCAGUUUCUCUAUUGCUUGGCAGGAGAUGAUGCUUUCAGACGUCGUCGGCAACGAGAAGCAACCAGUAGCUAUCGAAAAUGCGGCGAUCGUAUAUUGAGACCCAUCAAUAGCGUGUCUUACAUAGAUAGAGUAGCACGAAUAGUUUUUCCCGCAUCUUUUGGUUUACUUAAUAUUUGUUACUGGGUAGUGUACUUUACCUACCAACAGGAAUUUAAAUGGCAGGACCCACCGAUUGGAUCGAUAACGCCGAUCUCCCAUUAAAAAAAAAAUCCCAGUUUUGAGAAUAAAUCAGAUUGUAUAUUAUAAAUCGAAGAAAUAAAAAGUCGUACAUAUCCGUA